This is a messenger RNA of Rhinocladiella mackenziei CBS 650.93, 1077 nucleotides long. RefSeq lists its product as uncharacterized. Gene Ontology annotation, biological process: regulation of cyclin-dependent protein serine/threonine kinase activity. NCBI's taxonomy places the organism in Eukaryota, Fungi, Ascomycota, Eurotiomycetes, Chaetothyriales, Herpotrichiellaceae. Gene Ontology annotation, molecular function: cyclin-dependent protein serine/threonine kinase regulator activity; protein kinase binding. The record is from RefSeq and is a predicted model, not a curated record. The transcript has a single exon. Gene Ontology annotation, cellular component: nucleus; cyclin-dependent protein kinase holoenzyme complex. The coding region runs from base 1 to 1077 and encodes 358 amino acids.
AUGCUAGCAACAAGCCCGUCCCCUAAAUUUGCGACCGGUGGCACCUUUUCUCAGUAUGAUCGGCCUGCAAAGCAAACUGCCAGUCCAGCCUUGAAACAGAACGAACCAGCUCGCAAAUACUAUUUCUCCCCCGAUAUCUCAUUUCGCCGCCCACAUAGGAAUACCAGCACGAGAUCUCUGGAUCGCUACCCCCCGCCGGUUUCCACCCGAGUAAAAAUGGUGGAUGCUGGAACACAAACGGACCAGAAGGUCUCCCCUGACUCGAGCACCAAGACACCUACGUCCACCAUUGCGCGCCUUCAGUUGUCCGAACGGGAAGAUCCAACCCCCAAGACCGCCCACCCUGCUUCAUCCACCACGCGCCGACCAAGCGUAUCUCGCUCCGCCGAGCCGGCCAACGUCGCAAAAGCAGAGAGUAUCCCCGUUCCCAUACAGGCCAAGAGACAGGCUGUUGAGCCUCCCGAAGAACCCGUCCCAACUACAAAUGGGGUCGCAUCGCAAGAGGAGGCAUCAUUACAUCAGUCACCGGUGAAGAAGGCUCGUCCUGAUGCUCCGCCUGUGCGCCUGAUGCCCGUCUUGUACGAAAAUUGCAAUACGCGGGAUUUGGUGGUAUUGAUAUCGUCCAUGCUCAUGGAGCUGAUCAGAUACAAUGAUGCUAUCCCCCUGCGGGAAGGUCAGCUUACAAGAUUCCAUUCACGAGCUCCUCCAGGCAUCUCUGUCCUCGAUUACCUGCAGCGGUUGACCACCCACGCCACGCUGUCGCCUCCCAUACUGCUGAGUGUCGUCUAUUAUAUUGACCGCCUCUGCGCUCUUUAUCCCGCUUUCACCAUUAGCAGUCUCACCGUCCAUCGAUUCUUAAUUACCAGUGCCACAGUGGCGAGCAAAGGGUUAAGUGAUUCCUUUUGGACCAAUAAAACUUAUGCGAGAGUGGGUGGUGUGAGCAUGAAAGAACUCGCGCUCUUGGAACUGGAAUUUCUGACCAGGAUGGAAUGGCGAAUUGUCCCAAAGCCCGAGGUUCUAUGUGAUUAUUACAAAUCUCUAAUUGAAAGAAACUCCCAAUAUCAGUUGGAAGGUUGA